UUUUUUUGACAGGUGUCAUUGGUUUGAUAUUUAUUGUUAUCAAUUUGUUAUCAAUGAUCUCAUUUUAAUUACAUGAAAAAAUACGCCACAAAAAUUUCUCAUAUUUUAUCAAUGUUGACCAAUUUCUAACGCAUUCAGUCUAACAACACAAUCAACAGACUGUAAUCACGAUGUGGUUAUACUAGCCGAGAUAAGGCAAAAUCGUCGUCGAUUUGACAAUAUUUGACUCAGUUGGAAGAAUGGGGACAUUGGAGACAGUGUGGAAGGUGUUGACGAGGAAGAAAAUCCUCGAUCCCGUGUCAACGGAACGAUCGGAGUUGAGUAGAGUGUUGAAUACAUGGGAUUUGACAGCUCUAGGGGUUGGAAGUACUCUUGGUGUGGGGGUGUACGUGCUGGCUGGACAGGUGGCGUUGAAGACAGCGGGGCCCUCGGUCGUCUUGUCGUUUGUUAUAGCCACAAUUGCAUCGGUGUUUGCUGGUGAGUCUCACUAACCCAGUCUUGAAUGGGGUUUUUAUCACUUCCUCAACAAUUAUGAGGAAUUACAACGUGAUAACCUUUAGUUAUGUAAAUAUGGAACGUUAUUUAAUGGCUUAUCUUGCAUGCAGUAAUUAAGGAAAAAGACCAAAAUAGAGCAAGAAAAAAAAUAAAUGAAGUACUCAGAUUUGGAUUGCGCUUAAUUUCAUCAAAUUCCACAGUGUUUUUGAUAAGUGAUAUUUCUAGUGAAAUAAAUUGAAGAUAAGGUGGCCCUAA
Messenger RNA from Tribolium madens (black flour beetle), 750 nucleotides. RefSeq names its product high affinity cationic amino acid transporter 1-like. The record is from RefSeq and is a predicted model, not a curated record. Gene Ontology annotation, molecular function: amino acid transmembrane transporter activity. Bases 240 to 491 code for a protein of 83 amino acids. NCBI's taxonomy places the organism in Eukaryota, Metazoa, Arthropoda, Insecta, Coleoptera, Tenebrionidae. Gene Ontology annotation, cellular component: plasma membrane. Gene Ontology annotation, biological process: amino acid transport. The transcript has 2 exons.